CUUUGGGUUGCUGGGGGCCAAGCGCACCCUGAGAUAUGGGUAUGGCUCUUGCCCCCCAGAACCUGCCGAAUUCUGUUUCUCGUCACGCCCGCCUCCAAAACACUCACGAUCAUCACCCAUAACCAAAAUCCAAACCCGCCCGAAGAGUCCCAGAAGAGCCCAACAAACACGCUUCUUACACAUCAGUUCAGAGUAGUCUUCAUUUUUGACUUCUGAGCACCUUUGAGGAUUUUGACGCCAUGGCUAUGAAAUAGAUUCCGCAGCUCCCACGAGCUCUCGACCCACGGAUACCUGGACACUCUUACUGGACACUCUCUUCUAUACCACAACCAUUCCACCACCAUAAUUUAUCUACUUCUACCGACUGUGACCUCGACAUGGACGAUCCGGGCUGGUCAUGGCCGGCCUGGAAAUUCGGCAUGAAGAGGGAUGACCUCUUUCAUACACUCCACGAAAAAUACAACACCUUUACCUUUAACCUCCAAGACCCCGAAGCCUUUCAUCACGACGUUUACGAAAUUUCCCGCGAUGCCGAUACCGUCGACGAUUUCCACCGCUUGCUGGAUGAGCGAAAGCAACAGCGGAUUCACGAACUCCACGAGUCUCUCGAAUCUCUCGCUGUUGAGAUCAUCGCCAACCCCAAGUUGAUGGAUUCUGAACAUUGGCAGUACGCCCUUCAACUCUUCCGGACCAAGUCUUUCGACUCGAUCGUCCGUUAUUUUGCAAGCUACCUACCCGAACAAUUUCUCGAUCACAACGAUCGUGAUCAUGAUGCUAUUUCUAUUGCUUCCUUGUCCUCCUUCUCCGAGACCAACAGCGUCAAGACCGAGAGCACCACGGCCAGCAGCGUCGAUGAUGCCUCUAGUUUCUUUGAUGAUGAGCCUAUCUUGACAAAGGGUCCCCUCUCGAUUCAUACGGACAUUCGAUCAUCGUCUGUUGUUCAAGCGCCCCCCUCGCCCCCCCAUUCCGAGGCAGCGCACGGCGAUGAGUCUUCUGUUUCCUCUCCUACUUCCAUGGAGUCGCACGAAUACUCCACCCCCCCUUCACGUUCCAUGUCAUUUUCUGGUUCCGAGACAGCUGCUGCUAUCUCUGACUUGACCAGAUCACUCGUUCACGACGAAGAUGAGACCUCGCAGUUCGAUGACGGCGACUUUGCGGUCGCCUCGGAUUCUGAUUGCGCAGAGAGCCAGUCGUCACUGGACGUAAUGGAUGAUGGGGAACAAUCUAAUGACAAGUAUGAGGAUGAUCUAGAGGAGGAGGACGAUUUUCCUACUACUCAAUUUCCUGAAGAUGCUAGCGACGGUUGCGAUUUCUAUGACGAUACCCCAAAUUUCGAUGACACACCGACUCCCCGACAGGAGUCUAUCGCGCCCUGCUAUAUUGAGUACAAGUCCGUUGCGGCAUGGAGAAUACCUUCUCCUCGUCGUUCACCCUCCCCCUCUCCACGAAGCCAUCACCCCUACCGCCGAGAAGGCUCAAGUCUGAAGGACAUCCGCCGAAGUCCUGAGGAGUCUAUGAGCAAAAUUCAGAAACCGAUGCAUGAGCAAAGGAAAAGGCCGACGUUUAGGAAACGGCUUGAUUAGCGUUUGGGGAGGCAGGGUGCUUUGUAUAUAUUUGACGCAAGCGAUAGAUACCUGUAUCUGAUGACUUUAAUCCUUUCUUAAUCACUUCUCUCCACAGUCGCUUGCGACAUGGUCACUCUUAUACACUGCCUUGAUAAAGAGGCUCUGGUGGUCAUUUUCAAGUGAAAAUGCCCUGCUUUUAGAACAUCCAAGUGAGUACGUUCCUGCGCCUGAUGUACCUGCAGCAUUUGACGUGACCGUUUUACCCGUAUCACGACACGUGGGUCAUGUGGCUUUGGUGUUGACAUGCGACGGCGCAACCAUCACGAGGCACAGACCAUUUGAAGAGUGAUAUAUACUACCACGUGGGCUAAUGACGUACACGAAGCUUGUUCGCGAUGGGAUUGUCGGCGAUUGUUGAUCGGGAUCGAAGCGUACCUGCAUGCUGUUCCUGGCGGCCGGCUGCCAGGGACGCCACAGGAAGUUUGCUGUAACGGCAUGGUAAGUUGUGAGGGUGUACGAUAGAGAGGUACGUUACAAUAGAUGAGUUAUCUCAUGGUUGUUGAUUUACUGUUACACCAAGGAGUUUGGGGUCUUUAUUCUAUGCUAUCUCAUGUUAAUUCCCGAGUGUAAGUUUAUGAAUCAUGAUGCUUAUUAGAAGUGGUGUAAUGUAUGUUGUUUGACUUGUAUAUCAACUCAAUAUGAGCCCCUUGGAAUGAUGAAAUAGAAUAAUAUAUGAAAAGGAUUCUUAUAAAAUGAACUCCAUCUCGCAGCUUGCUAAAUAUCUCUCUCCUAGUGACAUUGCCCGGCGUGUGUGUGAAUCGUUGAUUUUCUUAUGAAGAUACAACCAAGACCAUUGACUGCCCCAUUAACUCCCUUGAACUUUGUUUAAAUUGAGAAGUCUGA
Messenger RNA from Fusarium odoratissimum NRRL 54006, 2468 nucleotides. RefSeq lists its product as uncharacterized. The record is from RefSeq and is a predicted model, not a curated record. The transcript has a single exon. Lineage: Eukaryota; Fungi; Ascomycota; Sordariomycetes; Hypocreales; Nectriaceae. Bases 378 to 1583 code for a protein of 401 amino acids.